Messenger RNA from Eucalyptus grandis, 1483 nucleotides. Its product is annotated as ethylene-responsive transcription factor ERF096. The record is from RefSeq and is a predicted model, not a curated record. The transcript has a single exon. Bases 378 to 824 code for a protein of 148 amino acids. Gene Ontology annotation, biological process: ethylene-activated signaling pathway; regulation of DNA-templated transcription. Lineage: Eukaryota; Viridiplantae; Streptophyta; Magnoliopsida; Myrtales; Myrtaceae. Gene Ontology annotation, molecular function: DNA binding; DNA-binding transcription factor activity.
AUAACCCAAGUUCAAUUCGGCAAAAUUAGUACAAGACCUUCCCCUAAGAUGCGCUAACGUAAGCUCGGAUGACGUCACUCUUGCAGCAGACUUUCAAGAACGAAUUUCGACAAAAAUAACUAACUGUGUGGGCCUGAACCUGAAAGCCAUCAAACCAGAUCAUCAUCCUCCAUGCACGCACUUCGGCUCUUUCGAUUGCAUCACCGUGAACAGUCUCUCGGCACGUUGAAAAUUUUCCGAAAGUCACAAGACCUUAUUAACAACUCUUCGAUCGCUUAUGUCAAUGUCAAACUUCGGAUCGGGCCCAAUGGAUUCCAAGCUCUCCCCCAAGCUUGCUAUAAAACUGGGGAGAGCGGUGGAGAGGUGGCUCGCUGAGCAUGGACGAAGACCCCAAGGGCAAGGCUAAAGAGAAAAUGGGAGGAGAAGGAGCGAGCGAAGUAAAGUACAGGGGCGUGAGGCGGAGGCCGUGGGGCAAGUAUGCAGCAGAGAUCCGCGACUCGACGAGGCAGGGGGCCCGCGUCUGGCUCGGCACUUUCAACACUGGAGAGGAGGCCGCGAGGGCGUACGACCGGGCCGCCUUCGCGUUGAGGGGCCCACUCGCAAUCCUCAAUUUCCCUGGCGAGUAUCCCUCAGCCAUUGGCGGGGGCGGUUCUUCGGUGGCGACAUCGCCAGCCACGUCAUCGGGAUCAGCACCAUCCACUGGCCUUGGCCGGGGCGGGGGGGACAGGCCGGAGCAGGGGAGGGAAGUCUUCGAGAUCGAGUGCCUUGGCGACGAGGUGUUGGAAGCUCUGCUUGAUUUCUCCGACAAAUCAAAAGAUAAGUGAACUUUGAGUAAAUCGAAUAAAUUAUGGAAUGUGGUCGAUGUAAAUAAAUCAUCAUGUUGGAACUCGGAUUACGCGGGGGCCCUGAAAUUUAGUUGUUGAAGGCGAUCUCAGCGAGAUCAGAAGCAGGCUCUGUUUUUCCAUUUUCUCAAGCAACUCUGAUGCUCUGUUUUUCUUCCUUUUUUCUUCUUCCCUCCUCCUAUCUGCUGCGGUCAACGGUUCUUACGCCGACUUGGCCUUUGACUUUCUGUACAUGAUGAUUUGGCAAAUCAGCGGUCGCACCAAAGAGAGGCUGCUGGUCGGUUUCUGUAUCUGAUGAGAAGGCUUCUGCAUAUAUUUUAACUUUCCUAACUUUCGACCAUCAGGAUUUGCCAAUUCGCGAGUUGAUUUUUUUGAAUGAACGGGAACCAAAGGUCAAACGAUCCGACUCAUCUCGACACGUUACUGGUUAGGAUGCAACAUCAAACUAUAUCUCAAAAGGCGUCGUCGUAGGAUCAAGCUUCUCUAGCUACUGCCGCUGUCAAUUUCGCAAUUAAUUAAGCAGAUUGGGCUGGGACAUUGACCCUAGUUAAAUAGGAAGAAAAAGGAAAAGACGGGUCGCGGUCAAGGCACGCGAAAUUGUAAAGGAGAAGGAGCGAAACCGCUUAGUAAAGACCGUCAGG